This is a messenger RNA of Coniophora puteana RWD-64-598 SS2, 1134 nucleotides long. RefSeq lists its product as uncharacterized. The transcript has 7 exons. The coding region runs from base 17 to 976 and encodes 319 amino acids. The record is from RefSeq and is a predicted model, not a curated record. Lineage: Eukaryota; Fungi; Basidiomycota; Agaricomycetes; Boletales; Coniophoraceae.
CCAAUUAGUACCACAUAUGAGCAGAUUGAUAGACGUCCCAAACAAGCUCGCGGAGUAUAUGAUACAAGGAUGGGUUCUAACAGAUAUAAUAUGUCAAAAUGCCGAUUGCAAUGUCCCUCUAAUGCGACCUCCGCCGGGCAGCAGCUCGUCCGCGCUCUUCUGUGCUCAUUGUGAUGUCACCGGCUCAUCCUCUACACAGCAUGAGUCCUCUGUUUCUGUUCCUUCUCAAUCAGCAUCCACUGUUUCCUCACGCUCGAUGGAAUCACGCCCAUCCACACCUCCAACAGAGAUCUCGAGUUCGCUCAGCUCUCCUACCUUUGCACCACCGAUUGAAACAGAAGAUGUAAUUCGUCGCCGUCAACAAUCAGACCUCGCUUCCUCAGAGAUCGGCAAACGCCUGCUCAAAGGGUGGGCUAUGUUAGGAGAAGAGUGUCCCGGUGCCAGAUGUUUUGGCAUACCUCUGGUUCGGCCCCCGAAAGCUGGUGGGGGGAAGGAUCCUCGCAUGGAAUGCGUUAUUUGCGGAACGGUAUACAUGUGUGAACCUGGGUCACAACGGUUGACCAUCGUAGCCACUGAUGCAGAGUCGUCCUCUGUCCAAACGACCGUCCCAACCUCAUCAAGAAAUGGCACUGCACCCUCGACAUUGCCUUGGGGCGAGGCCGUCAGUGAUGCCAGAUCUGAUCGCCUAAAGUCUCUGGGAACGACAAUUCUGUCGGCGCCCAUCCCGCCGACUAUCAAGCAUCAGGAGACGUCCCAGUUGAUUUCAUCUCAGCCACGAGCUGUACAUGCCUCAACACUACACGCAUCAACUCAAGCUCUAGAAUUAUCGCUUCAGACGCUUACAGAUAAGCUGAGUGUUUUAUGCGCCUCACCUGCCAUAGGGGACCCAUCGUCCAUUGGCACGGUAGCUGAAGCCAUUAGCAAGGUGGCACAAGCACUCGAUCAUGUAUCACGACUGGGUCGCGAUGAUCGGUGAUGCGAUGUGAAUAUUGUGAAUGCUGGAGUGGCGAUUUCUUAGGCCGUUAGAGUUAUCACAAUUAAUCUGGUUGUUAACAAGCCAUGUUGAGUGAGCAUGUCGUCUUAGCGUGGCACUUUGACACCAUGAAUUAUAUCUUGUUCGAUAUGUGCCUCGCC